Phycodurus eques (leafy seadragon) is the source of this 1358-nucleotide messenger RNA. It is a transcript of the gene opn1sw2, whose product is annotated as opsin 1 (cone pigments), short-wave-sensitive 2. The record is from RefSeq and is a predicted model, not a curated record. Gene Ontology annotation, molecular function: G protein-coupled receptor activity. The transcript has 5 exons. Gene Ontology annotation, cellular component: photoreceptor outer segment; membrane. Gene Ontology annotation, biological process: visual perception; G protein-coupled receptor signaling pathway; phototransduction. NCBI's taxonomy places the organism in Eukaryota, Metazoa, Chordata, Actinopteri, Syngnathiformes, Syngnathidae. The coding region runs from base 165 to 1223 and encodes 352 amino acids.
GUAAGACAGCAGGGAGGCUGCAUUUAUUUAUUUUUUGGGCAGUUUGAAUCCAUUCAGAAUUCCUGUAUUUUUAUUUUUGCUACACGUGAUUGGUUGAAGCAUACCACAAGCAAGGAACUGUUGAGGUGUUUCUGAGUUUUGGUGACAUAAAGAAAUACAGCAAAAUGAGGGGACAUCGAAACAAUGAACUGCCAGAAGACUUCUGGAUACCUGUUCCUCUGGACACUAACAACAUCACAUCGCUUAGUCCAUUCCUGGUUCCUCAGGACCAUCUGGGGAAUUUAGGCACCUUUUAUGGCAUGGCUGCAUUCAUGUUCUUUCUUUUUGUGGUGGGAACGGGCAUUAAUGUCCUCACCAUUGCUUGCACCAUCCAAUACAAGAAGCUCAGAUCCCACCUGAAUUACAUCCUGGUGAACUUGGCAGUGUCAAACCUUCUUGUGUCAUGUGUGGGCUCUUCCACCGCGUUCUGCUGUUUUUCAGCAAGGUAUUUCAUCAUUGGACCAUUGGGAUGCAAGAUUGAAGGUUUCAUGGUGACGCUUGGUGGUAUGGUAAGCCUGUGGUCUCUUGCUGUGAUUGCCUUCGAACGAUGGCUGGUCAUUUGCAAGCCUCUUGGAAACUUUGUUUUUAAACCGGACCAUGCUAUAGCUUGCUGUGUAUUCACAUGGGUGUUUGGACUGAUUGCCUCGGCCCCACCACUUUUCGGAUGGAGUAGAUAUAUUCCAGAGGGCCUGCAGUGCUCCUGUGGGCCGGAUUGGUACACCACAAAUAAUAAAUUCAACAAUGAAUCCUAUGUGAUUUUCCUCUUUUGCUUCUGCUUUGCUGUUCCCUUGGCCACUAUUAUCUUCUGCUAUGGUCAGCUGCUCAUUACAAUGAAAAUGGCAGCAAAAGCCCAGGCUGAGUCUGCCUCCACUCAGAAAGCAGAGAAGGAAGUGACCAGGAUGGUGGUCAUCAUGGUGAUGGGCUUCCUUGUGUGCUGGCUACCCUAUGCGUCCUUUGCUCUUUGGGUAGUCUUGAAUCGUGGGCAGACCUUUGACCUGCGAAUGGCCACAUUACCUUCUUGCUUAUCAAAGAGCUCAGCGGUCUACAACCCCAUCAUCUAUGUCGUCUUCAACAAACAGUUCCGGUCAUGCAUGAUGCAGAUGUUGGGAAUGGGUAGUGGUGAUGAAGAGACAUCAUCAUCAACAACAUCAGUGACUGAAGUCUCCAAAGUUGGGCCUGCUUAGACUGUGGAUUUAAUUAUUUGUAUGCCACUAAAGAGUUGUAUGAGUCAGUUGUAAAUAACUAUAAAUGCAUGUUUUCGCAAUGUUAAAAAAAAAACAAAAAAAAAAACAUUACAAUAAAGUGAAGUGCUUUUACAA